AGAAACGCGUUAAGUACAGUCGACGCAAUGGUAGACCUGUUAAAAUGAAUAUUAAUACACUAAAAUAAUUAAUACGACUAUUUAAUUAAAACGUCAUAAUAUAAACGUCAAACGAAACGCGGUACAUGAUUAAAUAACAUCAAAACGAUGCCACACAAUCCAAGAAUAAAGUCUCAUCAUCUGCAGUGGGGGUUACGUUAACUGAGGGGCAGUUUGCCGGCUGAGACCUCUGAAGCGAAGUAACAGGAAAGCGGCAUUAUUGACGCGAAACACCGCGCCGAUCAUCCAACGUUGUCGAUGCAUACCGCCGGUUAGGCAUAACAGCAGUUUUCAGAUGAGCUUGGUUGGUGCAGGUGAGGGAGUUAUUAAAAACGUGGGAAAAUGCAGGAAGAGAGCGCGUCUGCCUCCGCCAGGCCUUUGGAUCCCGGCUCUCCACUUACACGCGACACCGAGUGUAGCGGAGACGGACGCGGUAGAGCCGCGGUGGAUUUCCCGGUAGCUGUGGUUCUUCCGGCCGGCGGCUCCGGGGAGCGGAUGGGACUGCCCACACCCAAACAAUUCUGCAAGAUUCUCAACAGACCUCUGAUCAGUUACACCAUUCAAGCGUUUGAGAGAUUAUCAUGGAUUGGAACUAUUGUUGUUGUGGUUGCUAAGGAAAACCAUGACUUGAUGCUGAACAUCGUCCGAAAAUUUCAUCACACAAAGGUGAAAGUGGUACAUGGGGCAACCUCCAGACACAGGUCUAUCUUCAAUGGACUUCAGGCCUUCAGCAACAAUACAGAUGAUUCAUUGACUCCUAAACCAAAAGUGGUCAUCAUCCAUGAUGCUGUACGGCCCUUUGUGGAAGAAGAUCUUCUGCUGAAAAUAACCCUAGCAGCUAAAGAGGAAGGGGCCUCGGGAGCCAUUCGUCCUUUGGUGUCCACAGUUAUAGCUACGACCUUGGAGGGCUACCUGAACCACUCAUUGGAGAGAGCGAAAUACCGAGCCAGUGAAAUGCCUCAAGGAUUUCUUUAUGACAUCAUUUUCCAGGCCUACCAGCGGUGCAGUGAAUAUGACUUUGACUUUGGCACAGAAUGUUUGCACUUGGCCCUGCAGUACUGUGGAACAAAUGCAAAACUUAUAGAAGGACCACCAACUUUGUGGAAAGUUACCUACAAAAGAGAUCUAGCAGCCGCCGAGGCUAUUAUUAAAGAGACUCUUUCAGCGUCCGCAUGUGUCAUCACAGAGGCUGCUGCAGAAGCUGUUGAGUUGGCCGGAACGCUCCAGAAAAAUCUGGCAACCCAGGGCAUGGUGGUGACUGACGUUAUUCCAUACGCAAAUGAAAGUUAUACAGACUGCCUGUCAAAAACCCGAAACUUCAUUCAGAUAGCGGUGAAUGGAUCAAACGUCUCAGGUGUUCUAGAAAUGGUUCAACAUUUUGAGAAUACCAGCCACGCCCGUCUACAUCCAGUUGUUGUUGUUUGGGUUAAGCUGAACACGACAAAGCGCUCCUUUGAUACUCAAAAGACAGAUGAGUUAACAACCUUCAUGCGUCUGGCCUCUGAAGUCAAACAAGCAAAUGUUCAGCUCUAUGGAAUUCAGAUUGAUCACACCAAGGUGUCGGAGCUGUGGGAGAGGUCCGCGGCGAGACUCGCUGACGUCACAGUCGCUCUCAUCAGAGAUAGAAACCCUGCUCUCAUUGGCCAGUUGCUUCAAGCUUGAAACUUUGGUACGACUGGAUGGUGUAGUAGAGUAAAUGGACGGUCAGUAUAUGACCUGUGGACAUAUAGAAACAGCUGUUCGUAUUUUAAAGAGAAACAUUUUAAGCGAAGCAUUUCCUCGUUAAAUAAUUUACAGACAACAAGAAGUGAAUGAUAAGAAAUGGUGAAUUAUUUUGUAAUUGUGUGUUUAAGCGAUUCGAAUGC
Triplophysa rosa is the source of this 1904-nucleotide messenger RNA. It is a transcript of the gene crppa, whose product is annotated as CDP-L-ribitol pyrophosphorylase A. The record is from RefSeq and is a predicted model, not a curated record. Gene Ontology annotation, cellular component: cytosol. Lineage: Eukaryota; Metazoa; Chordata; Actinopteri; Cypriniformes; Nemacheilidae. The coding region runs from base 382 to 1701 and encodes 439 amino acids. Gene Ontology annotation, biological process: isoprenoid biosynthetic process; protein O-linked glycosylation via mannose. The transcript has 10 exons. Gene Ontology annotation, molecular function: D-ribitol-5-phosphate cytidylyltransferase activity.